Messenger RNA from Bipolaris victoriae FI3, 324 nucleotides. RefSeq lists its product as hypothetical. The transcript has a single exon. Lineage: Eukaryota; Fungi; Ascomycota; Dothideomycetes; Pleosporales; Pleosporaceae. The coding region runs from base 1 to 324 and encodes 107 amino acids. The record is from RefSeq and is a predicted model, not a curated record.
AUGCUUGAAAAAAAGUCUCUUCACCCCUCUCUCAAAGAAAAAAAAAGCUUAUCAAGCGUACUCGGUAACUUUCCCAGCAUAUACACACCCACGAAUAAACCCAUCUCCGUCAGCACCCGCAAGCUUUCCAAAAACAGGGUCUGGGUAUUACAUGGACACUCAGUCUUGCGUUGCGCGCGUAAGAAGGGGAUUGUCAGAUGCCUAGAUCCAGUAAGCAAAACAGAGACGUCAUCAGUGUCAGCAAAAAAGUCUGGGUCGUAUAUGCCUCUCUCCCCGCCACGAUUACUACGGGCCAAAAAAAAUGUAGGCGGGGUUAAACGAUAG